This is a messenger RNA of Penicillium angulare, 621 nucleotides long. Its product is annotated as mitochondrial 54S ribosomal protein uL23m. The transcript has 3 exons. The coding region runs from base 1 to 621 and encodes 206 amino acids. Gene Ontology annotation, molecular function: structural constituent of ribosome. NCBI's taxonomy places the organism in Eukaryota, Fungi, Ascomycota, Eurotiomycetes, Eurotiales, Aspergillaceae. Gene Ontology annotation, cellular component: mitochondrial large ribosomal subunit; ribosome. The record is from RefSeq and is a predicted model, not a curated record. Gene Ontology annotation, biological process: mitochondrial translation.
AUGGUUCGCAAAGCAUACGGAGUCGCCAAGGAGGCGACCAAACUUGCUCAAUCCUCCCAAUUCGCUCAACGCAAAGAAGUUCAUCUCCCUUCAUUCAGCAUCGCUCUCGCCCGAACCCCCUACCUCUCCCCGCGCUACGCUCAAUUCCACGUUCCUCUCAACUUUAACAAGCUCGACCUGCGCGACUACCUUAAGAACCUGUAUAAUGUCGAGGUCCUCAAAAUCCGAAGCUACAUCGAACAGCAACCUAUCACCCGAGUAAGGAGAGAUGGCCGCUCCCUUGGACCAUGGCGCCGACCGCAAUCCAAGAAGCGGAUGACCGUUGAACUCAAAGAACCCUUCUCCUGGCCCGAGGCCCCAACAGAUCUAUCGAAAUGGGAGAAGGACGCUUGGAACGCAGCCAACAAGGCGCAGCGGGAUGCACAGAAUGCCAACGCUCAAAAGCCUCAUUCUGCUGAGGAGCCGGAUAAGGAGCUGCGCAAGGCAUUCGAGAAGCAGGCUAAGGGAUUGAAGAACCACCAGGAGACUUGGAAGCCUACUUGGAAGGUGCUGGGUCUUGAUUUUGCGCACAAGGAGUUUGCCAAUGCUCGAGGUCCAGGUAGCAAGGGCCGUCCUCUUUGA